UCCCUCCUCCCGCUCGUCCUCCGACCGUACUCGCCAGCACCGCUGCUGCUUCCUGCUGGGCUGUCGGUGGGUCAGUUGGCUUGUCUCCCAACGUCAGCGGCCGUGCCGUUGAACUGUCCGCCAUGGCUGAAGUGGAUCCGUUUGGCGCCCCUGCCGGCGGCCCCGCACUGGGGAACGGGGUGGCCGGUGCCGGCGAGGAAGACCCGGCCGCGGCCUUCUUGGCGCAGCAGGAGAGUGAGAUUGCGGGCAUCGAGAACGACGAGGCCUUCGCUAUCCUGGACGGCGGUGCCCCGGGACCCCAGCCGCACGGCGAGCCGCUGGGGGGUCCGGAUGCUGUUGAUGGAGUGAUGAAUGGCGAAUACUAUCAGGAGAGUAAUGGUCCAACAGACAAUUAUGCCGCUAUCUCACAAGUGGACCGGUUGCAGUCAGAGCCUGAAAGUAUUCGCAAAUGGAGAGAAGAACAGAUGGAACGCUUGGAAGCCCUUGAUGCCAAUUCUCAGAAACAAGAAGCAGAGUGGAAGGAAAAGGCCGUCCAGGAGCUGGAAGAGUGGUACGCCAGGCAGGACGAGCAGCUCCAGAAAACAAAAGCGAACAACAGGGUGGCAGACGAAGCUUUCUACAAACAACCCUUCGCUGACGUGAUUGGUUAUGUCACAAACAUAAACCAUCCUUGCUACAGCCUAGAACAGGCGGCAGAAGAAGCCUUUGUAAACGACGUGGACGAGUCUUCCCCAGGCACUGAGUGGGAACGGGUGGUCCGGCUGUGUGACUUUAACCCCAAGUCCAGCAAGCAGGCCAAAGACGUCUCCCGCAUGCGCUCUGUCCUCAUCUCCCUCAAGCAGGCCCCCCUGGUGCACUGAAGAGCCGCCUCUUGGAAACACUACAUCUGCAAUAUCUUAAUCCUACUCGGUGAAGCUGUUCCCAGUAAUUGGAUUGAUUAUGUUGAGUUCUUUUGGACCAAACCUUUUUGUCUUUAGAGUUGAUCAUUGUUUGUGAUUGCAUGUUUCCUUCAACUGUGCUCUCUGGCGUUCAGAGAGGAAGGGAGAGGAGGGAGGGAGGGAAGCCAGCCUCCCAACUGUAGCCUCCCCUGUGCUUUUGUGCAUUCUUUCUGAGAAUAAAUUUCUGUUCAAACAAA
Echinops telfairi (small Madagascar hedgehog) is the source of this 1135-nucleotide messenger RNA. It is a transcript of the gene CLTA, whose product is annotated as clathrin light chain A. Gene Ontology annotation, biological process: clathrin coat assembly; intracellular protein transport; clathrin-dependent endocytosis. The transcript has 7 exons. The record is from RefSeq and is a predicted model, not a curated record. Bases 123 to 860 code for a protein of 245 amino acids. NCBI's taxonomy places the organism in Eukaryota, Metazoa, Chordata, Mammalia, Afrosoricida, Tenrecidae. Gene Ontology annotation, molecular function: structural molecule activity; clathrin heavy chain binding. Gene Ontology annotation, cellular component: plasma membrane; synaptic vesicle membrane; clathrin coat of trans-Golgi network vesicle.